AUCUGAAUCAUGGAUCCUCAUGGCUUCUCCAACCAUUGGGGGUAUCCACCACCAUCCGAGUGGUAUUACCCCGAGACUCCCUGGAGCAAUCAACGAGGAGAAGACUAUGGAUUCGGGUUCCAGUACCAACCCCCUUACUACGGAGAACAAUCAGACCCCUGGGCAUAUCAAGAAAAACCUCAUUAUCAAGAAGAAUUUCUCCCACAACCAGAAGGGCCAUCGCCGCUGGAGUUACCCAUGGCGGCCUUCACGGGCCAUUUUGCAGAGCCAUGCUACACUCCACAGCCAGAUCCAAACUAUGAACUGAGGCUUCUCGUGGAGUAGUUUGCUCAGGACUCCGAGAGACGCAAUCACAAGAUGGACCUCCUUUUCUCAUCUUUUGCUCCUCCUGACUCUUCAUCCCUCCGUGAAUCGGAGGAGAUUGUUUCGCACUCAUCAAAGAAACCAGAGGGGAUUGAGCAAGUUUGUGCACAACUUGCUCAAGAUCACCCUCUUGCUACCAUACUAGAAGAGGAGGAGGAAGAAGAAGACUACAAGGACAUUGUGAAGCACAUUGAAGUUGUCACGGAGAGCUCCCGUGAUGAUCAUGAUCAGGAAUGUCCUGUCUUAGCCGACCACGCGUUCCCACAUCCCAAACUGAGCUUUGAAGAGGCGGGCAUGAGUGAGGAGACACAAGAAGAUCUCAUGAAAGAAAUUGCUUGGCAACUUGCUCUCCAAUCCGUGCUAGAAGAAGAAGAGCAAGCAAGGAUUGCACCGGCCAUGAGUUGCAAGUAAUAUCCCCACCAAACUUCGAGGAACUGCUUAGAAAGGACCCAUUUGCACUGUCUCUUUGCCAGAACAAGGCCACAUCGACAUCGGUUCCUCUUGGUGGACGCGAUGGUGACCAAUCGAUGCUGUCAUAUCUGGUUUGGGGCAAUGAGACGAGAGAAGAGAAGAAGAGGUCUCGAGGGUGGAGACUUCAUCUGCAUCAAGUGCAUGAGCCUUCAUCACCUGCCACACCACAUGCUCGUUACUUGAGACUCCACCUCAUUGACGAGAACCUCAACUUCAAGGAGGUUUUGGGAUGGACCGAAACUUAGGAACUAUCGUCUGGCUCACAACAUAAAAGAAGCGCUUGUUG
Molecule: messenger RNA, 1120 nt
Organism: Linum trigynum
Lineage: Eukaryota; Viridiplantae; Streptophyta; Magnoliopsida; Malpighiales; Linaceae
Source: the annotation of a GenBank genome assembly